UUUGUGACGUCCGCGGAAAUUCAAACAAUCAGAAAGACACAAACAGGGAAAUGGCCGACAUGGAAGUACGAGAUAGCGAUAAAAUUCACACUUUUUUUAUGACUAACGACGACUGCUUCAACCAGGCAACACUUGUCGCCUCUCAGUGGAUUCUAGACUUCCUUUUUGUAAGUUUGUGUCGUCGUUUUAAGGAAGGAAACCACGAGGCGUUCAAAGACGCCAUUUCUACUUACAAGUGCUUUUCUCAGCAGGUCUUGCUUAGGGGAGAAACGUCAGCCGAGAAAAGUAGAAUAUGUGACUUCCUCGCUGGAGUCAUGCAGGGAAAGAAGAUGGACGCACACUUUGAAGAUGAGGACAAUGUGAUGCCGCUCAUAUCUGCGACCAAAGUGUGGCUGGAACUCAAAGACGCCGUGGAAGACGACAGUUUGUUUGCAAACAUCACCGUUCUCCUGAUGAUGCAGACUGUAGCUGUGUGCUUGGAAAAGGGUAAAAAAACAUCAGCGAACUGCGCUCUCAAGUGGUUUGACGAAUAUGCUGAAUUGCCAGAGAAACUGGUAGCCAAACUUUCCGCCAUCGUUGCACGGAUGGACACUUACCAUCCAUUCUUCACCAGUUUCAGCUUCAGUCGACUACUGGAGUCGGUGCAGUCAUAUUUGGACACAUACCUGGCCAAGAAUUCGUCCGACUAUCUUCUUAAGGAAGCCAUAAAGACAAUCCAGAGUGGGGAUGCUAAGGACGCCAUGGCAACAGAGGUCAAAGCUCCCUCAAAGAAGAACACCUCAGAGCAGGAGAAGACAAACGGAAAAGAGCACCAUCUUCAGUUCGCCCUCAAGACACUGCGCGUUUGCCUUCCAAAUGUAUCAGUGCAAGAGCUACUGUCCAUAAAAUCGGUGUCCACGAGCAAGGAGGACAAAAGCAUGGAUGCUAUUGAGGACACACUGCUCUUACAGAAGGACAAAGUCAGGACAAAACGCAAACUUUUCUCCGCUACAGCAAGUGUGUGGGAGGCAGAUCCUAAAAAGAGCGUCAAACCAUUGGUGGUAAAAGAAACAAACACUCCGUUUACUAGUAAGGCAAAGAGACAGAAAUGGACCUCCGAGCUGGACAAGAAACUCAAAGAUGGCGUCAUGCGUCACGGCAGGGGAAAUUGGGCUCGGAUGUUGUUGGACGAUGACUUUAAGGGCCGCACGGGCACCAUGCUGAAGGACCGCUGGAGGGUUCUGGUAAAGGCCCAUAAAGUUGACUGAAGAUGUAUUGGAACACAGUACGUAUUGAUAAGCUUAUUUGUAGAUGUGUAUUUUUCUGUAGCACCUUAUGGCAAUUAAGUCUUUAAUUCAGCUUACAUACUCAGUUUAUACAACAGAUGAUAAAUACACAUCGAGUAUCAAAGGUUAUCUUGGCUGACAUCAUGGCCUCCUUUAACUGCAAACCGCUUCAAUCCACGGGAACAAUGCUGAUUGCAACCACGUAAUGGAUGUUAUUUUCUCUCAUCGUCAACAGCAGCAUAAUUUUUAACGAUUAUGAGUUUGCCAACUUCAGAGACUAUUCCAUGUCAGCAAGAUGUUACUUAACUAUUUGUCCCCACAAGUUUUUGGAAAGGCAAAGACCCCACUCAGUAUGUGUGCAUGUGACUUACAUGGGGCUGUCUAAAGGUUUUUACAUAAUUGAGAAGGACCUGGAAGGCUGUUUUAAUGGCAAGCAUCUUUAAGCACGGCUGCAACAGCUUUAAAGUAAAAGUUAAUUGUGUUGGAAAGGUAUGAAGAGACAUUAUGCUAUCUGUGUGUUUAAUAAUAGUACACCCAUUCAAGUAUAUUUUACUGCUGUAGUAAGUGUACCUGCCACCAGAGGGCGUCAUUUGUAAACAAACACAUGGUUUGUUUUCAUGGUGAAAUACAGAAAACAAAUGGAAAAAAUACAUUUUAAAUGAAUGAAAUAAAGCAUUUUUUAGGA
Messenger RNA from Nerophis ophidion (straightnose pipefish), 1950 nucleotides. It is a transcript of the gene terf1, whose product is annotated as telomeric repeat binding factor (NIMA-interacting) 1. The transcript has 11 exons. Gene Ontology annotation, biological process: telomere maintenance. Gene Ontology annotation, cellular component: chromosome, telomeric region; nucleus. The record is from RefSeq and is a predicted model, not a curated record. Bases 51 to 1247 code for a protein of 398 amino acids. Lineage: Eukaryota; Metazoa; Chordata; Actinopteri; Syngnathiformes; Syngnathidae. Gene Ontology annotation, molecular function: protein homodimerization activity; telomeric repeat DNA binding.